AUGUCAACUCCAAAGAGAAAAACCGCGGCCAAAUUGGCUACCCCCAUCGUCAAGCCGGAUGCGAGACGGGCCACUAAAAACACAAUUGACGAGUCCAGAACAACCGUGGCCGGAACGGAUGCCCUGCGGAGCUCCCAGGUCGAGACGAUAGAGAUCUCUUCCGAUGCCGACAGCGACGAGGACAUGUCCGACGUCGACGACGUGAACAACGAGGCUGAGCAGAACCCAGAGUCAAAGCCCUUGGCCAAUGGCCACCAGAAGCCCAAAAAGGACGACGCAGACGACGCCGAAUCAGACGCCGAGGGGACGUCGCCCUCGUUUGGCGAGCUGCUGCGAGGCAGUGAGGCUAUCGACGUCACCGCCAUGCUGCAGCAGUCGUCUACAGACACCAACGCCGUUGUCCAGGCGUCGCGCAAUGCCAUUGCUCCUCCCACCCACCAGUCCCUCACCACCGUCCUCACCCAAGCCCUGAAAACCGACGACACAGACCUCCUCGAGUCCUGCCUGCACACGACCGACAUCCCCACCAUCCGAAACACAAUCGAGCGCAUCGACAGCUCCCUCGCCGGCAUCCUGCUCAACAAGCUGGCCGCCCGGCUACACAGACGGCCUGGCCGCGCCGGCACCCUCAUGACUUGGGUGCAGUGGACGCUGGUUGCUCACGGCGGCGCCCUGGCAGCGCAGCCCAAGCUCCUGCACGACCUCAACAGCCUGCAAAAGGUGCUGGCCGAGCGAGCAAAGGGCCUCAACAGCUUGCUCGCCCUCAAGGGCAAGCUGGACAUUCUCGAAGGCCAGAUGGAGCUGCGGAGGAAGAUGCAGAGGAGCGCCGGCCUCCUCGGCGACGGCGACGACGACGCUGACGAGGAGGAUGUCAUCUACGUCGAGGGCGAGGAGCGCGACGCCGAGCAGAAGGAUCUCGCCAACGGAGUGCGCUCCCGGAGAAAAGGCAAGGGUGGCGCCGACAUUGACGAGGCCGACGAUGACGAGGAACGUGUUCUGAAUGGCUUCAUCGGUGAUUCGGAAGACGAGGAAGAGGGCUCCGAGCAGGGCGAGGAAGAGAGCGACGACGGCGAGGAGCCCCUGGAUGAGGACGAGGUCAACUACGACGACGUGGAUGAGUCCAUGGGCGAGGACGAGGAGAGCGACGUCGAGGUUGCGCCGCCGACAAAGAUGCAGAAGGUAUCAAAGGGCCUUGGGAAGAAGAAAUGA
Messenger RNA from Trichoderma aggressivum f. europaeum, 1209 nucleotides. RefSeq lists its product as uncharacterized. NCBI's taxonomy places the organism in Eukaryota, Fungi, Ascomycota, Sordariomycetes, Hypocreales, Hypocreaceae. Gene Ontology annotation, biological process: maturation of SSU-rRNA from tricistronic rRNA transcript (SSU-rRNA, 5.8S rRNA, LSU-rRNA). Gene Ontology annotation, cellular component: nucleolus. The transcript has a single exon. The coding region runs from base 1 to 1209 and encodes 402 amino acids. The record is from RefSeq and is a predicted model, not a curated record.